CGCCGAGAGUUGUUGCUGGCAGCUGCUGUUGGUACAGUGAACUACCGAUGGUGAUGUGGAUGAAAUAACGGUGUCCGGUUCAUCAGCUUUCGUUGGGAAAUGGCAAGAAAAUACUAGUUGUUUUUCAUAGACGUUAUAUUGUAAGUGAGUGUGUCGCUUUAUAGAAGCGUGUUAUAUCUCUCUUUACAUUGUUUAGACUUUAGCAACAGCAAGCUAGCGCCAGGCUAGGAAGGCUGGCUAACGUUAGCUAGCAACGGCGCACGGCGUAAACGCUCAGCUGGCGACACUUGCCUUUCCUUAAAAAAAGGGAAAAGGGCAGGAUUCCGGGGUUCAAACAGUGCUGCAGUGAUUAGAUAACCUGGCUGACUGUCGUCUGAAUGUUAGCACCGGGCCAGUUAACUUUGUAUACUCCAAAAAGGUUUGCAAUCGACUUGAGAUGAUGAGCUAAAUUGAUGCUUUGAUUGAAACCAGCGCCGAUCACACAACUGCAGAGGAGAUGAGUCAGCUUUGGCAGCGAGACAUAACCCUGUCAGAGAGGUUGGGUAAUGACUCUCCUGUCGGCAUUGCCCCUGGGCCGCCAGCCACUGUGGCCCCACAAGGAUCCAACUCCUCCUGGAUGCCAGAAGCACCAGUGGUCACACCAGAAGAGCCCUUUUUCCUCAUGACCUCGACUGCCCAAACUAUAUCGGGGUUUUUUGUUUGGACAGCUCUUCUGAUCACGUGUCACCAGAUAUACAUGCACCUACGUUACUACAGCUCUCCCAACGAGCAGAGGCACAUAGUAAGGAUCCUCUUCAUAGUCCCCAUCUAUGCCUUUGACUCCUGGCUGAGCCUUCUUUUCUUCACCAAUGAAGAGUACUAUGUGUACUUCGACACGGUCCGAGACUGCUACGAAGCCUUCGUCAUCUACAACUUCCUGAGUCUGUGUUAUGAAUAUCUGGGAGGAGAGAGCGCCAUCAUGGCUGAGAUCAGAGGGAAACCCAUUGAGUCAAGCUGUAUGUAUGGGACCUGCUGUCUGUGGGGCAAGACGUACUCCAUUGGUUUCCUCAGGUUUUGCAAACAGGCAACUCUCCAGUUCUGUGUGGUGAAACCCCUGAUGGCAGUGAUCACUGUCCUUCUUCAGGCCUUUGGGAAAUACAAAGAUGGAGACUUUAAUGUGGCUAGUGGUUACCUGUACGUGACCAUUAUCUACAACAUCUCAGUCAGUCUGUCGCUCUACGCCCUCUUCCUCUUCUACUUUGCCACGCGUGAACUGCUUGUCCCGUACAACCCCGUGCUCAAGUUCUUCAUGGUCAAGUCAGUCAUCUUUCUCUCCUUCUGGCAAGGGAUGCUGCUGGCCAUUCUGGAGAAGUGCGGAGCCAUCCCUCAGAUCAGCUCGGCUGACUUCUCUGUGGGCGAGGGAACGGUUGCCGCUGGUUACCAAAACUUCAUCAUCUGCAUUGAGAUGUUCUUUGCUGCUGUUGCUUUGCGCCAUGCCUUUACUUACAAGGUCUAUAUGGAUAAGAGACUGGACUCAUAUGGCUCAUUUCCUAUCUAUGGACAGUACGGUCGCUGUGCCCCAAUGAAGAGCAUCUCCAGCAGCCUCAAGGAGACCAUGAACCCAGGGGACAUGGUCCAGGACGCCAUCCAUAACUUCUCCCCAGCUUAUCAGCAGUACACCCAGCAGUCCACGCUUGAGAGAGGUGGGGGGCCACCCCUCUCACGCAGCCACAGUAACCUCAGCACCCGUGGGGACAAUGAAAAGACCCUGCUGCUCAGCUCCGACGACGAGUUCUGAGACUCAAACGCUCACUCAGAGGCUCACUUUACUCUUGUAGCCCAUAUUGAUUUUUUUUUUAUCAGCUAUCUUAGAUCAGAUCUUCUGUUGCUACCUUAACAUGGAAGAUCAGAUUCUGUUUUCUUUCCUUCUUUUUUUUCCCCACAUUUAGACAGUGAAAAGAUAGGAUUCAUGUCAGACAUACAAAACUUUGGUUAACAGACUGUCGGAAGGGCUUGAGUGUAUUAUAAGGAAGAAGAGGAGGAGUAAUGGUACCGUAGGAGAAGAGGGAGCACGAAGAGGGUAGAGAAGUUGUCACAAAUAUAGUUGGGGAGAGGAGAAAUUUAGAUUUUUAGGUUUAUUUAGUUGUCAUUUGUGUUGAUGUAAUAGAGGCCAUUACUGACAGAAAUACCAUAUCUACAUCCAUCUAAUAUGGAUUGGUUCAGACACCUGUGCCUGCAUAUAGCGUCCUUAUGCUGCACCACAGCGAAAACGAUGACAGAUAGCAGGUCUGUGCUAGAGCAAGUAAGUGCCAUCUUCAUCUGAAACACAUGGCCUCCUUCAUCUUUUCGUUUUUUUGUACAGAUUCUCGAUCCACACUCCCCCUCACCCCUCUGCCAACUCUGCCUCGUACCGAAACAUUGCCAAAUAGAGGGAGCAGUACCCUGUGCUCCAGCUAAUGAGACACUGUCUCAAGACGUAGAAAUGAUUUAUAGUCAAACUAAACUAAGGAGCCUUCGAAUUCCAGGGCUUUAAUAUAUAAGAAUUGAAUCACAAAUAUUUUUUUUUAUUUGAAUCUUGUAUGACCUUGAAGGUGUAACUCAUUUAAAGACUAGUUUGUUGGAAAUGUAUCAUUCCAGAAAUGUUGAAUAAUAUCCUGAAUAUUCUGUGUUGUUUGCAUUUUGUUGUGGGUUCAUAUGAACAAGUGACUCAAAAGAUUAAUUGUACAACUCCAGCUGUUGGCCUGACUUGGGCUCCUCGCACAGCGUUGUUGUUUGUGGAGCACAGAGGGAACAGCUGCAGGAGAGAUUUCAGUGUGGGGCAGAGAGACCGACGGAAGGACAACACCCACACAGAUUACAGAUUACUGAAGAAGCAACACUUCCCUGCAGUGCCGGCCCAGCUGUGAUGUGCUAUGGAUUGUAAUCCCAUAAUUAAGGGCAUUACAUGUAGCACAGAUCAGGCCUGCCUCUGCUGGUAUCGUUUAUAAUGGCCUCACUGCUAUAGUAGUAGUGAGAGUGAGGACAUUGAUCAUUACAGACAGAUAAAGCCAUGCAAAGAUCGAUCAGUGCAAACAAGGCUUUUAAUCCAACUGGACUCACAUCCAGAAAAUAAAUAUAUGGGCAUUAAAAGUUGCAAGAGGAUAGAAUAUUCAGGUACUGUUAGAAAAUAUACAUGUAGUUAUGAUUAAUACAUGUACGGGGGCACACUAUGCUAGAAGACAGUGACGCAUGGUAGAAAAAAAACCUUUAGACCUGCCUGUCGUCCUCUAGAUCUUAUUAUCUUUUGGAAAAAGAUAAUGGUAUAAUAGUUUGAGUUUAAUGUUCACAUGCGACCAACUACUGUUUAAUAUGCGUUUUAGCAGAGGCCAAUAUAGAAGUCACUUGUGUGUGAUUCUGAAUAUUUGAUGGAGGAGCACGACAUCAGGUAUACAACCUGAGUGGAUCCUUUCGACAGGCGACACUGCUGCCUAUAAAUGUGCAAUUCAUCGUUUUUUUUCCUCUUGUCAUGUCGAGUGCUGAGUCCAAACUGAUUUUACACAUUGACUCAAGCCCAUUGACUGCAGGUUCACAAACAAUACAGUCCUUGUGAGUAAUGAAUGUAGUCAGGAUGAAGAAAAACAGCCAAAUUGAUGGUGCAUCCUCAGAAGAGCACAAUCAACUUCCUAAUGAGAAAUCUGUAUUCAGUUAGCAGAAUAACUGAAGUGUUUGUUAAAUUGUUGGUUUUCAGCUGUGACUGCUAACACAUAUCACUACCAACCAUCUCCUACACAAAAUAAUUAAGACUUAAUAUAACUUGUGCAUCCGUCUUUCCACCGAACCUGUAGAGGUUCAGUUGAAGGCAAGGUCGAGUGAAUUUGUUCUAUUAAUGUAACAUUAACUUAAUGGUAUCGAAAAAGUGAAAUUCACUGCCUUAUACUCUGCCCCAGUGUAACAGCAUAUCAGACUCAAGCAUUUUGAUUCAGAAUACUGUCCGAUUAUUUGUUUUGAUACAAUGUGAUUGAAAAUCUGGAUGUUAAUCACAAAGCUGAAUAUAUUAAACAAGGAAAUAUUGUAUCAGAAAGGCAAGAACGUUGUAUAUAGAGUUAAACUAAGCACUGCGGAACAUUUAUGAUGAUGACUGCAAUGGUAUUGCUUGGUAUAGUGCUUUAGUUUAAUAUUUUAAUUUUCAUAUAUUCUCUGGUUUUAUUUCUGUUGUAUACUUUGAUUUGUAUAUUGGUAAUAUUAUCUCAUGUUUUUAUGCUAUAUUGGUUUCUAUUGGUGGUGAAAAGGAAAUAAAAGACAAAUGCAAAC
Messenger RNA from Dicentrarchus labrax (European seabass), 4269 nucleotides. Its product is annotated as transmembrane protein 184B. The coding region runs from base 497 to 1777 and encodes 426 amino acids. Gene Ontology annotation, molecular function: transporter activity. Gene Ontology annotation, biological process: transport. NCBI's taxonomy places the organism in Eukaryota, Metazoa, Chordata, Actinopteri, Moronidae. The record is from RefSeq and is a predicted model, not a curated record. The transcript has 10 exons.